UACUCAUUCUAGUAUUGGACCAGUCAAGGGGGCAGCUCAACGAAGGCGCAACGGCGCCUACUUUUGGUCAUUUUUUUUCUUUUCUAAUUCAGUUUUCUUCCUUUUAAUUCACGUGGAUAACACCUUCCCAGCGAGGAGACGAUCGAAGAUGUGCGGGGUUGUUGGGAUCCAAGUCUCUGAAUCUGAUUUUGUUCCGUAGAGUAGUUUUCUUUUCCAGCCUAGAUCGGCCGGGGAGAUGCCCUGCUUCUUCCCGUGCUUCGAUUGGAAUGAUGAGGCGGCGGAAUUCGUUGGCGGCGGCCGUCAGGAGGAUGAGAAAAGGGAGGAGAAGCCAAUGAUGCCCCCGAGCGUUGAUAGAUUGCCUGCGGGGAAUGGAGAAUUGAAUGCUAGAAGAUGUUUUGAUUCAAAAAGAGAACAUGUGAAUGCUUUUAAAAAGGAACCCGCUAAUGCUUUGCACAAGAGACAAUUGGAUAGUUCAAAGUUGGAGGCAUUGAAUCAAAACAAGUGUUCUGGAAGUGAUUUUUCUGCAAGGACCUUCACCUUCCGGGAACUCGCAGCUGCUACGAAAAACUUUAGACAGGAAUGCUUUCUAGGAGAAGGGGGAUUUGGCAGUGUGCACAAGGGACGACUGGAAACAGGAGAAACUGUGGCUGUGAAGCUGCUGGAUCGAAAUGGGCUUCAAGGGAAUAAAGAAUUUCUAGUGGAGGUUCUCAUGCUCAGUUUAUUGCAUCAUCCAAAUCUUGUAAACAUGAUUGGCUACUGUGCUGAUGGAGAUCAAAGGCUUCUGGUGUAUGAGUACCUGCCACUGGGGUCAUUGGAGAAUCAUCUACACGAUCUUCCUCCUGACAAGGAUUCUCUUGACUGGAAUACAAGGAUGAAGAUUGCAGCCGGUGCCGCCAACGGAUUGGAUUAUCUCCACAAUGAGGCUAGCCCACCUGUAAUUUAUAGGGAUUUGAAAUCAGCUAACAUACUAUUGGAUGGGGAUUUUAAUCCGAAGCUAUCCGAUUUUGGCCUUGCCAAGCUUGGCCCAACAGAUGAUAAGUCUCAUGUCUCCACAAGGGUUAUGGGAACCUACGGAUAUUGUGCCCCAGAAUAUGCCAUGACUGGGCAGUUAACGGUGAAAUCCGACGUGUUUAGCUUUGGAGUUGUACUAUUAGAACUGAUAACUGGACGGCGGGCCUUCGAUAGCACAAGGCCGCAUGGAGAACAAAAUCUUAUCUUGUGGGUAAAGCCCUUGUUAAAUGACCGGAGGCGGCUUUCUAAAGUUGCUGACGCAAAACUCCAGGGUCGAUAUCCCAUGCGAGGGCUCUACCAAGCUCUUGCUGUGGCAUCAAUGUGCAUCCAAGAGCAUCCGGCCGCCCGUCCUUCAGUCAAAGAUAUCGUGACUGCACUUUCAUACCUGGCAUCUCAUCCAUAUGACCCCAGCACUUCGCCCAAUUCCAGUCUCCAACGAGGUGAGGUUGAGAAGGGUCGAAGAGAGGCAGCCGAGAGAAUCAAAACAUACCUGGAUGACCAGAAAUUGCCUACAGCGGAGAGAGAUGAUUCUCCUAAGGAGACGGCUACUUUCUUGAACCACCAGAAUUUUGAUAGGGAGCGAGCAGUGGCAGAGGCUAAGAUGUGGGGAGCAAAUUGGCGGGAGAAGAGAAUGGCUAAUGUUGAUCCUGGUCCUGCAAAUUCAGAUAGCUAAGUUCUGCUCCCUUUCUCUGUUCUGCUUUUUUGCUAGCUAGUGGAUUCAGUUGAAUUUGUAAUCGUAAAGAGACAUGAUGAGGUGCUCUAGAAUUUAAAUUGUGUAAAUGUUUUAUGCUUAGUAUUAUUUUUUAUUA
Molecule: messenger RNA, 1820 nt
Organism: Phalaenopsis equestris
Lineage: Eukaryota; Viridiplantae; Streptophyta; Magnoliopsida; Asparagales; Orchidaceae
Product: probable serine/threonine-protein kinase PBL7
Exons: 5
Coding region: 236-1684 (482 amino acids)
Biological process (GO): protein phosphorylation
Molecular function (GO): ATP binding; protein kinase activity
Source: RefSeq, a predicted model, not a curated record